Vollenhovia emeryi is the source of this 2014-nucleotide messenger RNA. It is a transcript of the gene SerRS-m, whose product is annotated as serine--tRNA ligase, mitochondrial-like. Gene Ontology annotation, cellular component: mitochondrion. Bases 613 to 1920 code for a protein of 435 amino acids. The record is from RefSeq and is a predicted model, not a curated record. The transcript has 5 exons. Gene Ontology annotation, biological process: mitochondrial seryl-tRNA aminoacylation. Gene Ontology annotation, molecular function: tRNA binding; serine-tRNA ligase activity; ATP binding. NCBI's taxonomy places the organism in Eukaryota, Metazoa, Arthropoda, Insecta, Hymenoptera, Formicidae.
CAGUCAGCAAAAUGUUAGCAGAUUGGCAUUAGAUCUGUCAGAAACCCACACCAAAACCAUAGCCAUCUGUGGCUGCAUUUUACUUUCGUUUUGACAACGGAGUCUGUAAAAGAUACGAUGUCAACAGAUUAUCGGCAGAAAUCUAGCAGAUUUUGUUCUAUUCGAAUACAUCAGUUCCUGUUGCAGUCUUUCUGCCUUCAAAAUUUGUAGUGGGCAUUUCACAAAAUCUAUUCCGACAGACUUGGCUAUCUGGGUUGGUGUCAGAUUCAUCAGAGAUCCACAUCAAAACCACAGCUGUCCACAUUUGGCUUUCGUCUUGGCAACAGAGGUUGCAGAGGUCAAGCUGCAGCUACAAACGCUUCGAAGUGUUUCCUUUUCUCUAUCUCCGCUGCAAGAAGAGCACUUGGAAACAUUUGAAGCAACAACUUGAUCGCAGCCGGAGUCUGUAAAACGUACACCGAGCAGGCCCAGUUAUGCGCCAUAACCUUUUAGGCGAGUCGUUGAUGGUACCAAGACUACCAAGCUGAGCGACUGUUUCAUAAUUUAUUGCCAUUACCGGACACGUGUUGUUGACAUGAUAUGAACUAGCGAGCAUUUGUCUUCGAAUGCAAAAUGCGAUUUAGUCUCCCACAAAAUUUCAAGCAAUUCUGUAGAUCACGGCACUUCUGGCUACACACAUUGCCGACAGAAGCGCCGGAGAAAAAUGUGAUCGGCGCACGACAAGUUUUGCCGGAGCCGGAGUACAAUACCGACUUUUUGUGCGAUCCCGCAAACCGCGACGUUAUCUUCAACAAUAUCAAGAGAAGAAAGGGUGUCGGGGAUAUCGAUAAAGUCCUCGAGUAUUCUGGAAAUCCCGAAAAGCGGGAGUCGCUCCUGCGGGAAUUAAGCAAGAUACCAAACUGUACGCAUCCCGCGGUGACGGAGUACGACAAACCGAGGUUGCUGAAGGAGUGCGGCAGGAAGCCGGAAUUUGACUUCGAGCCGCAAGAGUUUGCCGAACUGGUUGCUAAUUUGAAAGGGAUAAGAACGCACUUGCUGGGCCCUGUUGCCGGACAAAGGAGCUACAUGCUGCUAGGAGACCUGGCAGAAUUGGAGGAGGCGUUGAUUCAGUAUACGCUUCAAAGAUUACUGAAGCACGGAUUCAAGUUGUUGUCGGUACCCGACAUCAUCCCCACUAAAGUUAUCGAGAGGUGUGGCUUGAUAGUAGACGACGGUCGUACCUUGGUAUACAAAUUGGACUCUCAUUACGGCGACGACUACAGCUUGUCUGGAACCGCGGAGAUGUCGUUGGCCAGCAAACUGAUGAACGCUACGUUUUCCUAUGACACGCUACCGAUGAGGCUGGCUGCUGUCAGUCGAUGCUACCGUGCGGAGGGCUCGGGCGCUCUGGACGAGAGAGGAAUCUAUAGAGUUCAUCAGUUCACGAAGGUGGAAAUGUUUGUUUGUUCGGAGCCAAACCAAUCCGAGGAGGCGUUCCAAGAUCUUCAAAGCAUACAGGAGCAACUUUUCUCCUCGUUGGGACUGCACUUUCACAUAAUGGAUAUGCCACCACUUGACUUGGGUUCACCUGCUUAUAGAAAAUGCGACAUGGAAGGCUGGAUGCCUGGAAGAAAGUUGUAUGGCGAGUUGUCCAGUUGUAGUAACUGCACGGAUUAUCAGUCAAGGCGCCUCAAUAUUAGAUACAAGACAAAAGACGGGAAUACGAAACACGUGCACACGCUAAAUGGAACUGCGUGCGCGAUACCUCGCAUGUUGAUCGCAUUAUGCGAAACGUACCAGACGAGGCAUCACCGUAUUACCGUUCCGGACAAGCUGGUGCCUCUUAUGAGGGGUAAAACGCUCAUUAGAAAACAACCGAUCGCGGAUCUGAGAAAUUACAAGUAUAAACAAAAGUUAAAUGUAAAACAGAAAACUGAAUAAAGUAUAAACAUGAGAUAGUAUUGUGCAUAAAUGAGCAAUGUAGUUGUAGAUUGAACAAAUUUCCCUUUUAAAGUCCAAAAUAGACUUGUCUUGC